GCUGACGGCCUGUGUAGUUCUGAAAUAAAUAUUCAGUGUCUCUCAGGUGUGUAAUUAUUGGCUUGUUGCACACCAGAUGACAAAUCGGAUUUUGUGGAUAACUGGCAUGCAGCAGGCUGAGCUCAUAGCCCAGGUGAUGGAGCUCAGGCGACUCCGGGCUUCUGAAUGUGGCACAAAAAGGAGCACAUCAACUGAAGGCAAUGAACCCUGUGAAAAGAAGCCCAGGGCACAAAUCACUGUAGAAGAUAUCUGUAACCCACUGAAGACUCAGCAUAAAAAAGAACCUCAAAAGCAUGAAAAGCCCCGUAUAUGUUUGCAAACUCUAGACAGACUGAGAGAAUUCUGCAGUGAUUCAGACCAGCAGUGUACCAGAGUCCAGGAGGAUGGUUUUCAGGAGAAAGAGUCUGAGAGUUUGGAAAAACGCCCCAGUAUUACUGGGAGAAGUUCAGAACUGAAGAACCCUCUUCCAUCUUGGGAUACUGAGCCAAAGGUUGCUCAGAAGGAGGAGGUACAAUGUGAUCUGAGUCAGUUUUCUGCAUCUCAUAAAUCCCAUGAAAAUACUCAGAAUGCUUUGGAUACAAAUCUUAAUAAAAGAACCAAAAGCAUUUACACUCCAUUAGAACUUCAGUUCAUAGAAAUGAAGAAACAGUAUAAAGAUGCUGUUUUGUGUGUGGAAUGUGGAUACAAAUACCGCUUCUUUGGAGAAGAUGCAGAGAUUGCAGCUAGAGAACUGAACAUCUAUUGCCACCUGGAUCACAACUUUAUGACUGCCAGCAUUCCAAGCCACCGGCUGUUCGUCCACGUGCGGCGCCUUGUGGCGAAGGGACACAAGGUUGGAGUAAUAAAACAAAUGGAAACUGCAGCGCUGAAAGCUGCUGGAGAAAACAAAAGCUCUCUCUUCAGCCGUAAGCUGACUGCCCUCUACACUAAGUCCACACUUAUUGGAGAAGAUGUGAACCCUUUGCUGAAGCUGGAUGAUUCUGUAGAUGUUGAAGAGGUAACAACAGAUGUCCCUGAUAACUACCUCCUCUGUUGCUGUGAAAAUGGGGAAAACCUAAGGGGCAGGAAGAAAGGUGACAUUGUUAUAGGCAUUAUGGCGAUCCAACCAACUACCGGAGAAGUAAUUUUUGACUGUUUUCGGGACUCUGCUUCUCGCUCAGAAUUGGAGAGUCGAGUUUUGCGCCUGCAGCCAGUUGAAAUAAUUCUUCCAUCCAGGUUGUCAGAUCAAUCUGAAAAGCUCAUCAGCAGUAUAACCUCCAUGAGAUUACAGGAUGACAGAAUUAGGAUAGAAAGGAUGCAAAACCUCAGUUUUGAAUACAGCCAUGCUUUCCAGCUGAUUACUGACUUCUAUGCAAAAGAAGUGCCUGGUACCACAGGUCCCCAGAAACUAUCUGUAAUACUAAGCUUGGAUAAGCCUGUUAUUUGCUCUCUGGCAGCAGUAAUUGCAUAUCUUAAAGAAUUUAAUUUGGAAAGGAUGCUUUACGAUCCAAGCAAUUUCAAACAGUUGUCCAGUGAAACUGAAUACAUGACAAUUAAUGGGACAACAAUGAAAAAUCUUGAAAUUUUGCAGAAUCAGACUGACAUGAAAACAAAAGGAAGUCUGUUCUGGGUCUUGAAUCAUACUAGAACUUCCUUUGGACGUCGAAGACUGAAGAAAUGGGUGACCCAGCCUCUCAUGAAAUCCAGUGAAAUAAAUGCCCGGCUUGAUGCUGUGUCUGAAAUUCUGCUGUCAGAAUCCAGCGUGUUUGGUCAGAUUCAAAAUCUUCUUUGUAAGCUGCCAGAUUUAGAGAGAGGCCUCUGCAGUGUUUUUCACAAAAAGUGCUCAACCCAAGAGUUCUUCCUGAUAGUCAGCACCCUGUCUCGCCUGCACUUGGAAAUCCAAGCUCUUGUCCCGAUCCUGCAUUCCCAUGUGAGAUCUCCGCUAUUAAAAAAUGCACUGUUGGAAGUCCCAGAGCUUCUCUCCCCAGUAAAACAUUAUUUAAAGAUCCUUAAUGAAGAAGCAGCCAAGACUGGAGAUAAAACACAAUUGUUCAAGGACCUUACAGACUUCCCUGUCAUCAGAAAGAAAAAGGAGGACAUCCAGGAUGUGCUUUCUAAAAUCCAAUUGCAUCUGCCAGACAUUCGUAAACAGAUUAAGAAUCCUUCUGCUGAGUAUGUUACAGUUUCAGGUCAAGAGUUUCUCAUAGAAGUCAAGAAUUCCCAUAAAUCAUCUGUGCCAUCUGACUGGGUUAUGAUUAGUAGCACAAAAGCUGUGAGCCGCUUCCACUCCCCUUUUAUCAUAGAAAAUUAUAGACAUCUGAAUCAGCUCCAGGAGAAGCUCAUCCUUGACUGCAGUGCUGAGUGGCUGAACUUCUUAGACCAUUUCAGUGAACAUUAUCACCCUGUGUCUAAAGCCAUUGGUCACCUAGCAACUGUCGACUGCUUGUUUUCUCUGGCCCAGGUGGCUAAACAAGGAGACUACUGCAGACCAGUUGUGCAAGAUAAUCAUCAAGAAAUAAUUAUAAAAAAUGGGAGGCACCCUGUGAUUGAUGUACUUCUGGGAGAACAGGAUCAGUAUGUUCCAAAUACCACUAACCUUUCAGGAGAUGGUGAAAGGGUCAUGAUAAUAACUGGGCCUAACAUGGGAGGAAAGAGCUCCUACAUCAAGCAAGUGGCCUUGAUCACAGUCAUGGCACAGAUUGGUUCUUAUGUUCCUGCGGAGGAGGCAACAAUUGGAAUUGUGGAUGGUAUUUUUACCAGAAUGGGAGCAGCAGACAACAUCUACAAAGGCCGAAGUACCUUCAUGGAAGAACUGACAGAUGCUGCCGAGAUAAUAAGAAAAGCCACUCCAAGAUCCCUGGUGAUCCUGGAUGAGUUGGGCAGAGGGACAAGCACACACGAUGGAAUUGCCAUCGCUUAUGCUACACUUGAACACUUCAUUAGAGAUGUGGAGUCCCUGACCCUGUUUGUCACUCAUUAUCCCUCUGUUUGUGAGCUGGAGAAACUGUAUCCAGACAAAGUUGGUAAUUACCACAUGGCUUUCCUGGUGAGUGAGGAGGAUACCGGUGAACAAAAAGGAUCUGAAGUUGAAGAGAAUCCUGAAUUUAUCACUUUUCUUUAUCAAAUAACUAAAGGAAUGUCUGCAAGGAGUUAUGGGCUAAAUGUUGCCAAACUGGCAGAUAUUCCUGAAGAAAUCUUGAAGAAGGCAGCUCACAAAUCAAAGGAGUUGGAAAGAAUAGUGAAUAUGAAAAGAAAGAAAAUGAAGUCUUUUGCUGAAGCAUGGAAGAUAAAUGAUUCUCAGGAACUGCGGAAGUGGAAAAAAAAAUUUUAAUGCCUUUGUGCAUCUUGUCUUGAAGGUGUUGCCUUCAGAAAUCACAGUGCCACAGGUGAUCAGCAAAACUGGCAGAGAAUUUUGAUGAGAGAGAAAGAGAGGGAGGGCUAGGUUCACUGUCACUGUCUUUGUGUGUUUGGUUAUAUAAAAAAAGUCAUUACAGAAUAUGUAGGGUAAAAUACAUUACCAGUACAAUUACCUCUUUUGCUGGCAGACAACAUCUUUCACUGAAGUAAUUCUCUAGAGGAUUUCUCUUUGUGUUGCAAAGUUUUCCAGCAGUUUUUAUAGAAAUUACAUGAAUUCGCCUACCACAUAUGUUUACAAAGUGUAUAAAUCAAUUUAAAGAUCACUGAAAUGUCAGCUCAGUCAGGUAUUGCAAUAAAGUGUGUUUUCUGCAAUGAAGCUAAUGUUUGUUAAUGAAAUCUUUCUGAAAGUAAAUUAUAAAAAUAUUUCUACUAAAUGUAAAAUUGUUGAGAAUUUUAUUCUAUUCUUUUAGUAUAAAUACCUUACUAGUUCUGAUAUAAAAGUGUGUUUCCUAGGGAAAUAAAGGUUUGGUGGAUUGUGUUGCCCUGAGAGUAGUGGGACUUCCCUAAUUACGUUAUAGAUUUUUUUUCCUUGCCUAGGCUCAGAGACAGGUAGAAAGCAAAGGAUAUUUUCCUAAUUUCUUAAAAAUCUUAAGCAAUUUCUGAAACAAUUAUCUUUAUGUGUAAGAUGCAAGGCCUUGCAGGCUAUGCUGUAUGUUUCUCUGAUUUAAGCCGUAAGUGAACUGUGGGGAGAGACAUAAGACAUUUAUAGUUUUCAAAUAUUUAUGUUCUUUUGAACUUGCAAGGAAUCUGUAAUUUUAUUUUUUUUUUUACUGCCCUCCUUCCAAAAGUUUCCAUGUAAGUAAAAGUGGGUUUUUAGGUGUUAUAAAAUAAGGUCAUUUUCAUUUAGAAUACUGGUAGCUGCCACUAGUAAUAAUAAUGAAAAAUGCUUUUGAUGUUAAUAGAAUUUUUAGCCCUUUUUCUUUUAUUUUUCAAGCGGUCACUUUUUAUGACUUUAUUAUACUAUAGGAAAAUGGGUGAUUUUUGGGAAAGAAGGGAUUGGAAAACACAACACACGGCAGAUAUCAAAUGCACAAUCUGCAAUAAAGAAGUAGAAAUC
Empidonax traillii (willow flycatcher) is the source of this 4453-nucleotide messenger RNA. It is a transcript of the gene MSH3, whose product is annotated as mutS homolog 3. Gene Ontology annotation, molecular function: ATP-dependent DNA damage sensor activity; mismatched DNA binding; ATP binding. The record is from RefSeq and is a predicted model, not a curated record. Gene Ontology annotation, biological process: mitotic recombination; mismatch repair; somatic recombination of immunoglobulin gene segments. Gene Ontology annotation, cellular component: nucleus. The transcript is spliced from 25 exons. The coding region runs from base 77 to 3310 and encodes 1077 amino acids. NCBI's taxonomy places the organism in Eukaryota, Metazoa, Chordata, Aves, Passeriformes, Tyrannidae.